Notolabrus celidotus (New Zealand spotty) is the source of this 4701-nucleotide messenger RNA. RefSeq lists its product as uncharacterized. NCBI's taxonomy places the organism in Eukaryota, Metazoa, Chordata, Actinopteri, Labriformes, Labridae. The coding region runs from base 525 to 3785 and encodes 1086 amino acids. The record is from RefSeq and is a predicted model, not a curated record. The transcript has 9 exons.
UGUUCGCGAGACUGAAGUAUGAGGUAAACAAACCGUUGGCUCUUCCGGUGAUGAUAGAAGUAUCUAAACCGUGUAAAUAUAGUGUUAACCGAACACAAGCUUUAUUUUCUUUAACUGUGUGUUUGUUUCUGAUGUAUUGUGGUGUGUGAGAGCUGGACUCGCAGUUCAGAAAUGUAAAGUGAAGCAUGCUAAACGAUGCUUUAGCUAGCUAGUUGUAGCUAAACAUCAGGGACACCACACUGCUAAGCUAACAACAGACUACAACAGUUUGGUAUAGCUACUCUUUUUUAAAAUCAAUGUGUUGAUACUUAAUCAUUCUGAGGAAUCAAACAAGGCAAAGGAUCCUAGUUAUGUUAAAGUAAGGCUUUGAGGUGAUGUAGCUUCCAGCGAUGGCUCACCCUGCAUCAGCAUUCAGUGUAACGUCUGCAGAGGAGGCUGAGACUUCAGAGCAGAGUGUUUUUAAAACAGCACAACUUUCACCAAGCAGGGAAAUAAGAUAAGUAACAACCUGAUGGUGAUGGAGAAUGAUGGAUGACCUGACAGCAAAAGAGGGCCACCUACCCUGGGUCGGCCAGAAUGGCUGGUCUACAACUUCAGCUCAAGGACCCCUCCUGAACCCCAUGUCCAGCUCUCAGCAUCUGAGCCUGGGCUCAUCUUCUAUCCAGAGAUCCUCCUACAACCACCUGCAGGUGCCCAAUCAGAGCUGUAUGAGAGACCUCAGCAGCUUAUUGUCCAGUAACAGCCCUCAUCAGUCUGCCUUGUACAAAGCCUCUCAAGCUGGCAGCAGUCCGUCACCAGGCAUGCUGUUUGCCGACACUGUUAUGCCCAAUGUACCUCAGGUUAUUCCCUUUGCCCAGGAAAUCCCUCACACUUCAUCCAUGCUACUCUCUGCUAACCAAGGAAAGAGUAUCCCCUCACUGUCUCUUAUCCAAAGAAACCAAGCACAACAACAUCUAUCACUUCCCCCACCACAAGACCCUUACAAAGUGUCAUUUCAACCUCAAAUAACCAGUCAUGGAUUACCAAACGGACUUCAAACUCUGCCCAUCAGCCUUCCAUCAUGUGGACUAAGUGUAAGUACACCUCAGGCUACUUUUGAAGGAGCAAAUGCGGAGUUUGUGGAGUUUGCUGGUGUUGCUGGAUGCACUCACAGCUAUACCUCAUCCACUUCUCAGGAGCAGUGCCAGUGGAUCCCUUCAUCGCUGUGCAGGGGAGCUGUGAACGAGUCUCUCCCCGGUGCAGCUGCUCAUCCAAACAAAGAGCAAUCGCAAGAAGGGAACAUCAAUCCGCUGGCCAGCAAUGAGAGACAGCGUUUGGUCCUUUUAAACCAGCGUGCUCAACUUCUUCAGCAACUGGCAGAGCUGGAUAAAGCUCUGGAAUCAAUGCCUCCAGAAGACAGCAGUGAUGGCCAGCCUCCACACACAGCUAACCAGCCUACCCCAUCAAUGGAAGAUUCCCAGUGUGAAGAAAUGAAGACCAGUGAUGCCCAGCAGGACCAGGUGCCCACAGCCAAGUCAGAGAAUAAAGAACCCGACUCUGCAGAGUCAGGGGACGACGGUAAUCUGGAUGACCCUGUGAGUGAUGAUGACUUUUCUGAGUUUAUUCCUGACCCUGCCGGGUUCUCCUCAGACGACUCCUAUCACAGCCGGCCCUCGACCCCUGUAGACGAAAAACCCGUCCUCUCAGGGCAAGAAUCCAACGAAUCAGGAAGUCCCCCAAGUAAGGCCAAAGAUGUUGGAACUCCAAUUAUGUCGAGUGGAAUAUCUUGGAAGAAGUCAUCUAAAAUUGCAGUGACGCCAACUCCAAACUCUAAAGGGAAACCUUGUCGUUUAAGAAAGAACUAUUGCCUGUUUUGCUCUAAGCCAGUUACAAAAAUGUCACGACACUUUGAGGCUAUCCACAGUGACAAACCAGAGGUCGCAGUUGUAUUUCAGUAUCCCAAAAAGUCCAAAGAAAGAUUGAAGAUAUGGAAAAGACUGAUAAAUCAAGGGAAUUUUCUUCACAACAAAGAUGUCUUGAAGACAGGGAAGGGUCAACUUACUGCCCGAAAACGUCCAAGCAUGACCAGACAAGCACAAGACUUUCUUCACUGCCUGUACUGUCGGGGUCUUUUCCUAAGGAGAUGUUUGCGGAAGCACAUAAGGUCAUGUCCAGAGAAAGUGAAGAAUGAAAAUCAGUUAGAGGUCGGUAGAAGACGUAUCGCAGCGCUGUGUGCGAUGGAAGCCUCAGAGGACCUCUGCAUUACUGAUGGUUUGAAGAACAUUCUGUCUGUGAUGACAUACGAUGAAGUGACGCGAGCCAUCAUGGAUGAUCCUGUUGUCCUGCAGCUCGGGGAGCUCCUUUUCAGCCAGCAUGGAUCCGAUGAGAAGAGGCACGAAUACAUUCGACAAAACCUUCGCCAGCUAGCAAGACUGGUACUUGAAGCUCAAAAAACAAGCCGUCUUAAGAAACUGGAGGACUUCUUUAAGCCCUCCAACUUUCCAGACGUGGUGUCCACAGUGAAAGUCCUGGCUGGCUUCGAUCCAGAGACUAAAACAUACAAAGCACCCUCACUUGCCGUCAAGCUUGGCUACAUCAUACAGAAGGCCUGUGCUAUUGUGGAGGGUAACGCAGCGAAGCGCGGUGAUGCACGUGCGGCAGAGUCUGCACGCGAAUUCCAGUUGGUGUACCAGGAAAGGUGGACCCAGCUCAUUUCUUCAGCUGCAUUAAAAACGCUCCGAAAAACAAAAGUGCUGAGAGACAAGAAGGUGCCGUUUGCUCGAGAUGUGAAGCGCCUAAACUUCCACUUGGAGAAAGUUCACGAUCUUACAGAGACAAAACUCAGAGACUGCCCUUCUGUGGAAAACUACUCCGCUCUGACCAGGGUAAUACUCGCUCGAACAAUGUUCUUCAACAGGAGGUGUGCCAGAGAGGUAUCAUAUGUGGAACUCGAAGGUUUUAUGUCCCGGAAAAAGUCAAGCUUGCAAACUGGCAUGGACGUAUCCGUCUCAGAUCUGGAAAGAGCCAUGUGUGCGUACUUCACUAGGAUUGACAUACGAGGGAAAUGUGGGAGAACUGUCCCGAUUUUUCUAAAACCAUCAUUCGUGUCGGCUUUGGAGCUCAUGGUAGAAGUCCGUAAGGCGUGUGGAGUCCCCACGAAGAAUCCUUACCUGUUCGGGCGACCUCAUGGACUGUCACCCUACCACGGGUCAGAUUGCAUCCAGAAAUACGUCAAAGACUGCGGAGCUGAGGACCCUGAUGCACUGAAAUCCAAAAAUAUCAGGAAGCAUUAUGCAGAAAUGCUACAGAUGAUGAACCUGGAUGAAAAUGAGGCCAACCUCAUUUUAGGCCCAAAUAAUCAAGUGCAAACCCUGCGACGGGACACUGACAUGCAUGACGCCGCCGCAAUGCAGUCGGAUGAGCGAUUACCUCAAGCUGCAUCAUGGGAUCAGAACGAGUGUUCCAGUGCACCCAAUGGACCAUCAACAUUUAAUCAUCCACCAGCACAUGAAGAAAUGAGAGGCGACAACAUGACGACACCUCAACCGUCCGUCAACCCGGAUAAAAAAGGGUCCAAAAGUAAGAGUAUCCACAGGACAUGGGAGGAAGCGGAGGUCCAGGCUGUUGAAAGACACAUGAUGCGUUUCAUUCAAAGACAAAAGGUGCCUCAGAAAGACGACUGCGUUGAGUGUCUUGAGGCUGAGCCUGAAGCGCUGAGCACCCGCUCGUGGAAAGGCGUAAAGGACUACGUGAGAAACAGGAUCACUGCCCUAAAAAGAAUAAGUGGAACCUCCAAAGCCUCAUAACAAACAGGGACUGUUUCGGGGAAGUGGAGCGACAGAGUGCAGAACCAUUACUGCAGUUUUUGAUGUUGAACUUUUUAUAUUUUUCUAUCACUCACAGCCCUUUGUUUCUCUUUCUUUCACUGUUCAGCCUCAAUAUUUGUAUUUUAUGCAACACAGCAAUCAUUUUCAUCUGCUAAUUUGUUUAAGAUGGAUAACUAGAAAUGUAAGCUUAUACUCACGAUUCGAUCUGAAUCUCGAUUUUUUUGUUCACGAUACGAUUCACUCACGAUUUUCAAGAAAACUGGAUUGAUUUGUUGGAAAUUUUCCGAACAAUUAUAAAACAAAGGAAAGUGAAUGAUUCCAAAAUGAAAGUAUUAAAGCUAGGGUUGGUAGCCAUGGAAAACUAGCAGGAAUUUGAAUGUAGCAUUUCCUCAGGACUCUGUCUGCUGUCGCCAUGUCUGUUAUGUACAACUCAGCAAGUGAUGAGAGAGCAGCGCAAGAGACUUAAUGAUGUUGAACAAGCGGAGUGAAAUGCAGAUAGCGCCUUAUACUGUUUAAAAAUAAUAUAACAAUGCAAAUUUUGUAGAAUCGAUUUUAAUCCACCCUUAUUUUAUAGAUUUUUUUACCAUCUUGUGAUAUGUCCUUACAUCCCUAUGGAUAACAGAUCCUCUUUUGGGGUUUGAUUUAUUUGCAGCUCCAAGUCAUCGCUCUCAUUUUGUACAAGUACAGCAUAUCUUCAACUGUUUUUUUUUUUACAUACAUACAUUUGGAAAGAGACGGGAUACAAUAAUCUGUCAUACAAGGUUUCAGCUGUGAGAUAACUUCUGUAACCAGGUUAGCAAGGCUAGGUGACUGUAUCUCUUUCUGCUGUUGGUUAUGUUAAAAAUUUGCUUGGCUUUGGGGAAAAAAAGGGUCAAUAAAGUGCCAAGAAUUGUAA